Messenger RNA from Lachancea nothofagi CBS 11611, 525 nucleotides. NCBI's taxonomy places the organism in Eukaryota, Fungi, Ascomycota, Saccharomycetes, Saccharomycetales, Saccharomycetaceae. The record is from the annotation of a GenBank genome assembly.
AUGGUUCUCUGGUAUAAAAACAAUCAUACUUAUGACAAAGAUUUCCGGACAGUGUCGCUAGCAUUUUUCAACCGGUAUCCGAAUCCUUACGCUUCGCACGUUCUCUCCAUAGAUACUUUGUCUAGGAAAAUUUCGCCUGCGGGAGAGCUGUGCACUACGAGACUUAUCAAAAAGACUGGGCGGCUGCCACAGUGGGUCAAACCUUUCCUAGGCAAAAUUUCAGAUUCAUGGAUUAUUGAGAAGUCCGAAGUGGAUAUCAAAAACAAAGAGCUGCGAACAUAUACUAGAAACUUGGACCAUACCAGAAUAAUCCAGGUUGAAGAGUUCACUACAUAUAGAUACAAUGCGCAGUCAGGCGAAACUGACGCGUCUAGUAAAGUCAAGUUCUCCAGCGGGUUCAACGUUGGAGUAAGAAAUCGUAUUGAGCGUUGGUCGCACACAAAGUUCGACGAAAACGUCAAGCGCAGCAGGUUAGGCAUGGCUUUUGUCAUGGAGAAACUUGAGCAGAGACGCCAGAUUCUAUAA